UCUAUAACAAAAAAGUAGACUGGGAGAAAAUACAACCAAUGAAAAUACUCUCCUAAUGUUCGUUUUUUUUUUUGGUGCUUGGAUCUUACUGCCAAGUUAAGUGGGAAAGGUGGCCGCGGGCUCGCUCGCGGUGGGCGUGUGCGCGCUGGUAGCUUGCUGGUUUGCAGUGAGUGGUUGAUGGGCUUACGGUAUAUGUCUGCUGGAGCGACGGAGUUGUAUUGAAGGAAGUCUUUGGAAGGAACACUGGAUCAAGUUGGAGGGAAUCAGGUUUCCCAACGGUCGUAAGGCCGGAACAGUAGCGCGGAGAGCGUGGCGGUGGGCAUUGCUGGAUAGCAGUAGGAAUGGCUGACCGCGGCAGUGGAAUGGAGGCUUUAACGCUGCCUGCGGAGGUGCGGGAGAAGCUGGCUGAGCUGGAGCUCGAGUUAUCGGAAGGAGACAUCACUCAGAAAGGCUAUGAAAAGAAGAGAGCAAAGCUGUUGGCUCGUUAUGUACCACGCAUUCAAGGUGUAGAUCCCUGCCUGCAAGGUGAAAACAGAACCCCAGCUUCUUCACAGCCUGUGGCUGGUGUUUCCAAACAGCAGAAAUCCCGCUCUUCUAACUCGCGGGAUGAGCGAUUCCGAUCGGAUAUUCACACGGAAGCAGUUCAAGCAGCUCUGGCAAAGUACAAGGAAAGGAAGAUGCCAAUGCCUUCAAAACGACACUCUGUUCUGGUGCAGCCAUCUUUAGAAACAUAUACUCCUCCAGACACAUCCUCUGCAUCAGAAGAUGAGGGUUCACUGCGUCGGCAAGGGCGGAUCACCUCCACACCGUACCAGGGUCAUCCCGGCAUAGACACCUGGUUUAACAGGGUUAUCCAGGGCUCCUCCACUUCAUCUUCUGCAUCCUCCACUUCAUCCCACCCUGGAGGAAUCAUCUCUACUGCCUCCAAUACCGCUACUUCUACCACCACUGCUGCCACCUCUUUGCUUGCAGAUCUCAUGGCACAUACUCAGCUAGAUAACCACUCUGCACCUCCUGAUGUAACCACUGGCUUGUCAGAACGUCCACAUCAUGAACGAGCAGUAGUAGCAUCAGUCCGUGGUGUACCUAGAGGGUACAACAGCAAAAUACUUGAAACUGCAGAUGGUGUGCCAGUUCACAGCCGUGUCUCAUCCAAAAUCCAACAGCUUGUUAACACCCUGAAGAGACCGAAGCGGCCGCCCCUGAGAGAGUUUUUUGUAGAUGAUUUUGAGGAACUUCUAGAAGGCAAACUGUGGAGUCGUAGUUUAAAGCUGGCUUAUACACUACAGAGCAAGCUGACAGCCAAAAAUGAGCCUCUUCUAAAGCCUGGGGACAGGGUUGCUUUGGUGUUCCCGAACAGUGAUCCUGUGAUGUUCAUGGUAGCAUUUUAUGGCUGUCUUCUAGUCGAACUAGUUCCUGUGCCCAUAGAAGUACCAUUAACUCGAAAGGAUGCAGGGAGCCAGCAGAUCGGGUUUCUUCUUGGUAGCUGUGGAGUAACACUUGCACUAACAACAGACGUAUGUCAGAAGGGGCUUCCCAAGUCGCAGUCUGGGGAGGUGAUCACAUUUAAAGGUUGGCCUCGUUUAACGUGGUUUGUUACAGAUGGUAAGCACUUAGCAAAGCCUCCAAAGGACUGGUGCCCACCUGUCCGAGAUGCAAGUAAUGAAACCGCAUACAUCGAGUACAAAACCAGCAAAGAAGGAAGCACGAUGGGAAUUACAGUAUCUCACAGAUCUGUGCUGGCUCAGUGUCUUGCUCUAACACAGGCUUGUGCCUACACAGAAGCCGAAACCAUAACCAAUGUGCUAGAUUUUAAGAGAGAUGUUGGGCUCUUGCAUGGGGUUCUAACUUGUGUCUUGAACCGAAUGCAUGUUAUCAGCAUACCAUACGCACUAAUGAAGGUGAACCCGUUAUCCUGGAUACAGAAAGUACAUUCAUAUAAAGCUCGUGUUGCAGUGGUCAAAUCUCGAGAUAUGCACUGGUCACUACUUGCACAGCGGGAUCAGAGGGAUGUCAGUUUGAGUUCAUUGCGAAUGCUAAUUGUAGCAGAUGGUGCCAAUCCAUGGUCAAUCUCCUCAUGUGAUGCUUUCCUGAAUGUAUUCCAGUCACGAGGUCUGAAGCCAGAAGUAAUCUGCCCUUGUGCAUCCUCUUCUGAGGCUCUUACUGUUGCCAUCCGCAGACCGUCUGAUCUAAGUGGUCCUCCUCCUGGAAAAGCUGUAUUGUCCAUGAAUGGGUUGAGCUUUGGUGUGAUCCGAGUUGAUACAGAAGAAAAGCUGUCGGUUCUUGCUGUGCAGGACUGUGGUCAGGUCAUGCCUGGAGAUUUGGUCUGUGUAGUGAGAAUGGAAGGUACCCCAUAUCUAUGCAAAACAGAUGAAGUUGGUGAAAUCUGUGUGCACUCCAAUGCAACAGGAACAUCUUACUUUGGCCUUCCUGGAAUGACCAAAACAGUUUUUGAGACUGUUCCAGUAACCGCCAGUGGUGCAGUAAUCAUAGAUCAGCCGUUUACCCGAACGGGGUUGCUGGGUUUCAUUGGACCAGAUAACUUGGUGUUCGUGGUGGGGAAGAUGGAUGGUUUGAUGGCUGUGAGCGGGAGAAGGUACAAUGCUGAUGACGUUGUUGCCACAGCACUGGCAGUGGAACCUAUGAAGUUUGUCUACAGAGGAAGGAUAGCAGUGUUUUCUGUAACAGUGUUGCAUGAUGAAAGGAUCGUGUUGGUAGCAGAACAGCGGCCUGAUGCUUCAGAAGAAGACAGUUUCCAGUGGAUGAGCCGAGUGAUACAGGCAAUAGAUAGCAUUCAUCAGGUUGGUGUGUACUGUUUAGCUUUGGUACCUGCAAACACCUUGCCAAAAGCACCACUGGGAGGCAUCCACAUCUCUGAGACUAAACAGCGAUUUCUAGAUGGAGCUCUGCACCCGUGCAAUGUUCUCAUGUGUCCGCACACGUGUGUUACAAACCUACCAAAACCAAGGCAGAAACAGCCAGAGGUAGGCCCAGCUUCUAUGAUAGUUGGGAACCUGGUUGCUGGAAAACGUAUUGCACAUGCAUCUGGAAGAGAUGUGGCUCAAAUGGAGGACAAUGACCAGUUUCUGUACCUUGCUGAAGUUUUGCAAUGGCGGGCUCAGACCACUCCUGAUCACCCUCUAUUUCUCUUGGUGAAUGCAAAGGGUACAGUUGCAAACACUUCCACAUGUUCACAACUUCAUAAGAAAGCAGAAAAGGUAGCAGCUGCACUUAUGGAGAGAGGACGACUCAACCCAGGAGACCAUGUUGCACUGGUGUAUCCUCCCGGUAUUGAUUUGAUAGCAACAUUUUAUGGGUGCCUAUAUGCAGGCUGUGUGCCGAUAACUGUCCGACCUCCUCACCCUCAGAACCUCACUACAACUCUUCCUACAGUCAAGAUGAUUGUGGAGGUCAGCAAGUCCUCUUGCAUUUUGACAUCACAAGCAAUAAUGAAGCUUUUAAAAUCCAAGGAAGCCACAGCAGCUGUUGAUAGUAAAUCAUGGCCAACUAUACUAGAUACAGCUUUCUCAGUUAUUCUUUUCUUUCUGCAUUACAUAAAAAAGAUGUCUCAUGCUGCUACAAGUGCCUUAUGUCGCUCUCUGAAGCUCCAGUGUGAACUGUAUCCAUCCCGUCAAAUUGCUGUAUGCCUCGAUCCGUAUUGUGGCCUAGGAUUCGCACUGUGGUGUCUUUGCAGUGUAUAUGCAGGUCACCAGUCUAUUCUUGUUCCUCCUCUGGAGCUGGAGAGCAAUGUUUCACUGUGGCUAUCUGCUGUCAGCCAGUUCAAGGUGCGGGUUACAUUCUGCUCUUAUUCUGUCAUGGAAAUUUGCACCAAAGGUCUAGGAUCACAGACAGACAUGCUGAAGGCUAAGGGAAUUAACCUGUCUUGUGUGCGAACAUGCAUGGUGGUGGCAGAAGAGAGACCGAGGAUUUCCCUUACAUACUCCUUCUCUAAAAUUUUCAAAGACUUAGGUCUGUCUCCUCGUGCAGUUAACACCACAUUUGGGUGCAGAGUGAAUGUAGCAAUCUGUUUACAGGGAACAUCAGGUCCUGAUCCAACUACUGUUUUUGUAGAUAUGCGGGCAUUGCGCCAUGACAGAGUGCGUUUAGUAGAGAGGGGGUCUCCACAUAGCUUGCCACUCAUGGAGUCUGGAAAGAUCUUGCCUGGUGUGAAAGUAAUUAUUGCAAACCCAGAGACCAAAGGCCCACUUGGAGAUUCCCACUUGGGAGAGAUAUGGGUAAGCUGUCCUCACAAUGCUACUGGCUACUACACUGUUUAUGGAGAGGAGUCCCUUCACUCUGACCAUUUCAGUGCUAGGCUCAGUUUUGGAGACACCCAGACAGUGUGGGCACGGACUGGAUACUUAGGAUUCCUUCGCAGGACGGAGCUCACAGAUGCCACUGGAGAGCGUCAUGAUGCCCUUUAUGUUGUGGGAUCCCUGGAUGAAACGCUGGAGUUGAGAGGGAUGCGGUACCAUCCAAUUGACAUUGAAACAUCUGUUAUUAGAGCCCACAAAAGCAUUGCUGAAUGUGCUGUAUUCACCUGGACAAAUCUACUGGUUGUCGUGGUAGAGCUGGAGGGUUCUGAACAGGAAGCACUGGAUCUGGUGGCCUGUGUGACAAAUGUAGUCCUGGAAGAACAUUAUUUAAUUGUAGGUGUUGUGGUCAUCGUUGACCCAGGAGUCAUCCCCAUUAACUCACGUGGUGAGAAACAGCGAAUGCACCUCCGGGAUGGAUUCCUGGCGGACCAGCUGGAUCCCAUCUAUGUUGCCUAUAACAUGUAGCAGGAAAGUUUAAAAGAAUGGAUCAGACACAGUUAACUGGUGCAUACAGAGCCUCAACAGCCAUGAACACUUGUGCCAAUAGUAUCCUCAGUGGCAUGUCAUCGCUAUCGUCAGUGACUGCCAGUGCUUCACUUCUUGACUACAUCUGGCAGGCUGUUCGACCACAGAAAUACAUCAUUUUCACCAUGUGAAGCUUCAGAAACUGCUUUUAAUUUCCUUAAACUGUGAAUGUCUGUGUUUUAAUUGCACUGGACUGUAGAGUAAGGUCAGAGUACUAGUACAUAUAAUUAAUCUAAAAAUUUCUCUUCGGGAGAAGUUGAAAUGUUGAAGCAUCCCUGUCAUAUAUACUGCCUUGGUACCUAGUUUAAAGAAAUGGGCAAAAGGCUAGCCUGUUUACAUUAUUGAUAAUUUUUAUUUUCAUACUGUUAGUUAGCAUGGCUGCCUUUCAGCUCUUAGUUCUUGGUUCAUUUCUUGACUAGGGUGUCUUUUUUUGUGGAGUCUGUAUGUCCUCCCUUUGUCCGUGUCUCUUUGGGUGCUACCAGUUUCUUCCUACAUCACAAGAACAUACCGUAAGUGAUUUGGUGAUCCUCUGGUUUGUCUGUAAGGCUACAUUCAGAGUGAGAGUGGGAUAAUGUGUGCACAUCCUGUAAUGGAUUAAGACCCUGUUCAGGAUGAGAUUCUAUAGCUUGCACUCAUUGGGUGUCAGGAUAGGCUCUGAUUUGUGCCAAGCCCCCCCACUAACACACACACACACACACACACACACACACACACACACACACACACACACACACACACACACACACCAUGUACUAGAUUAAAUGUGCAAUCUGAGAAUAAAUAAAGCUGCAGUAUGUGUUGCCCUCUUUAAUGAUGAAGAGACACUGGAGAAUUAGAACACCACAGAAAGGCAAACAUUCCAAGUCCUAUAUUCCAGAAAGUUGGGUUUUUAACACUGAGUCAUUUAUUUGCAUUUGUUUUUAGAACUGACUGUAUGUUUUAACAGUAUUUUAGGGACCAAGAAUGUCACAUGAUACCCAUGUAGUCCCUUGCAAGAUUAUUACUGUCUUGAGAGUUACACCACAGACCCUCUCCAUAGUUUUCUCAGUCUACUCUUUCAUAUACAGUUGGCACAUAUCAGGACCAGAAUUUAGCUGUACUUUAGAGAAUUAGGAAAAACCACUUUGCAAGACAUUAAUGUUUAAUUAGGGUUGACGACUUUGUCAGAUGGUGGUGUUGUAUAUGUGGUGGUGUUUUUUUUUUUUUUUAAGCAAGAACAUUCCAGAUGUGUGCCACUAAUCCCUUCAUUGUUUAUCCACCAUGUUUGGUUUACACUGUUGGAAAACAAAACAUUCAUGUGUGUUUCAGAUGUCAUCAGUUGCUGUUCUUCAGUCAUUGUUAUUUAGUUCUGUGUUUAAGAUUUAUAAUGCUUCAUCAGCAGUUGCCAUCCAUAUGCAAAAACUUUGCCCCAGACUUGCAAGCUUGCUUUUCUUUAAUGCAUAGGCACUUUCUUUUUCUACCGUUAUGAUCAAAGCAACUACAUAGCCAGUUGCUUGCUGCUUCAUAUGUAACAUGUACAGGAAAAACAAAAAAAUAUAUGCACCAUAUGUUACUUGACUUGUACACAAGUGACAGUUGCAAUAUUAGAAAUGUGAUAAUGCAAAUUUGAGGUUAACUAUGGGGCCUUUCAGUUUUGUACUAGUCUUAAACUCUUAUGGACCCUAGUAGCUCAGUUCCUCUGGAGAAUAGUGAAGUAUACCUUUACAGUAGUGCAUUUGUGAUGUUAUGGACACUUUUUUUCUUAUCCUACUCCAUGAGGAUUGAAAGAGAAGCUACCGUGAGCAAGUCAGAUCAGAGUUCUGCGACCUGUCGUAUAUUACUUGGUCGAGCAUGGAAAGACUUCUUAGACGGUAAAAUCCAGAAGGUGCUGCUUUCAUAACUGUUGAAAAAGUGGAACCAGAGACACUUGACUAGAAGUGACUAGCCGUGCUAUGUCUGCUCCACUCGAGUGCACCGCGUCUGUUGAAGCAUUGCAGAUGCAGUCAUUAUUUCGCUGUACUUUCUCAUGCAGGCGUAAAGCUUUACCUGUGAGAAGUAGUCCCGUUCACACCAACUUCUCUUGUAAUUAUGUACAGAAUUCACUUAACUUAUUGAGACAAAAAAAAACAUUUUCAUCAGUGGACUAACAAGAUACUUCUCACAGAAGAGUGACUGAAAGUUAUUUCAGACUACCUAAUGCAAAAUUUUAAGGUUGUAGUUUUAUAGUAAAUUUAUUAAAAAUGUAAAGUUAUGGAAAGCAGUGUAAGGUUUUUGUAUUGAGAUGUUGACAGUACUUCAUAUAGCCCUGAAAAGUAAAGGGUGAAAGAAAGCACAUUAAAUGUUUUAAAGUGAA
Protopterus annectens (West African lungfish) is the source of this 7173-nucleotide messenger RNA. Its product is annotated as disco-interacting protein 2 homolog A-like. Gene Ontology annotation, cellular component: cell surface. Bases 342 to 4781 code for a protein of 1479 amino acids. Lineage: Eukaryota; Metazoa; Chordata; Ceratodontiformes; Protopteridae. The record is from RefSeq and is a predicted model, not a curated record. The transcript is spliced from 36 exons.